GGUCUGUGCACAGCACAGCGUGUGUCUUCAGUUCCCUUCAGCUCAUCCAGCGCAGCUUCCACAGCAGUAUCGAGGAAUUACGCAGGACAUGUGGAGACUGUCCAGCGCGCCGGGACUCACCUGAACCCGAGAAAAACCAUCCGUGACAACUGACGGAUAAUUGGAGGGGCUUUGCAGCGGGUCUCUGUGCACCCGGGCUGGGAUGCUUGUCGGAGGUUCUGCGCGCUGCGGAUUCAGAUGAUGCCUGAUUACUCUGAGUUGAUUUCCCCUUUUGGUGGCUCUGUGAUGAGACGCUGCUGUGCUGCACCGAGCUGAUCAGAUGAUUUUCCGCUCUGUUCGCAGCAGCUCAAGGUAUGCAGAUACAACUGAAAGCCCCCUGUGUGCGCGCCCUGCGCUAUUAAAGGCUCUGCAGCUGCUGCUACUAUCGGAAUGCAAGUACCAAGCUUCUCCUGAGGUAGGACCGUCUCUGUAGGUCUGUUCCAGCCACCCAGCAGCUAUGGAUCCCCUCCCAGAGUACUCUAUGUUUCUGGUCCGGAUCCUGGAGGAGCUGGACACUAAGCACAACACCAUGUCCUACCAGGACCUGUGUAAGUCCCUGUGUGCUCGCUUCGACCUGGUGCACCUGGCCAAGCUCCGCAGCCUGCUCUUCUACACGGCCUGCCUGGACCCUGCCUUCCCGGCCACCCUCUUUAAGGACAAGAUGCGCUGCUCUAUGGAGGACCCACAGUCCAAGAAGCUCAUGGUGGCAGCAGACAUUGUCACCAUGUUUAACUUGAUCCAGAUGAACGGAGGCAUAGCCAAAGACAAGCUCCCUAUAGUGCACAGAGCCAAGUUCCACAAGAACCAGUCAGUGGAGCUGUGCAGGUCUGACAAUGACGCCUAUAAGUUUCAGGACUGUGAUAUGGGAGUUAGUUAUGAGCACAUGGAUCAUCCCAGGGAUGGACACCAUCACCACCAUCACCACCACCGCCCCCAGCAGCAUCCUGUGCCUCAGAAUGCCCCUCCCUGUCCUAAACCAUCCGAGUGCAACAACUGCCAGCAGUUUAUUCCCGCCUCCGUCCCCAACUUUCUUUUGGGUGUCAACAAGGACCUGAAAUGUAGAGCAGCCUCUCUGGACAAACUCCACCAUUUGCCCCAGUACUCCAGUGGCAGUCCGCCCUCUCCACCCUGCGAAAUGCAGAGCACCUACUUUCCUAUGGACAUCGACAGCGAGUCCACGACCGACCAAGAGUCCCUGAGGCACAUUGGCCAUGCAGAGCCGUUCACUGUUCACCCCUGCAUCCAGAAGAGGAACAUCUUUAAGGAGGACUUCCACAAUUUCGUGGCCUUCUCACCACAGGUCAUCACCACUGAGUCCAAACAGGGCAAGAAGGCUUACCACAGGAGGGAGCUGCACAAGCCUGCCACCUUCUUCAACCACAGCUUUGAACUGCCCUACAGUAACCCCUAUUUUGAGCCCCCACUCAACUCCCCUCUCCAGGACAGAAGGAGGGUGAAGCACGAGAGCCUGGAUGACUUACAAGCAUCCACAUACUUCGGGCCAACCACGAUCUCUGAGACCGUCAGCAGGAAGCACAGUAACAAACCAGGGAAGCAGCCAUCGUGGCCGGUGAAGAGCCUCAGUCUUAACACGGAAGAGGGGCCGCCGGACUUUGAGAGGUCAUUCCUGAACAGCAAACCACUCAAAGAAAACCAUCAUCACAAUAUCAGCAUCAGCAUCAGCACCGACAGUGAGCAGCAUUUUCAGAGCCCAAAAGAAAAGGUUAUAGCUUCUCCAUCUGGCUUUGCAAAGAAAACUAACGGAAUAAAAACAAAGGAUGUGGCACUGAUGGCAAGUGGGCCUGCAGGUUUGGACAAAAGAGAAGUAGCCAAAAGGUUUAGAGACAAAAAUAUGAACAGUCCAUCCUUUCAGGGAGGCGACAGUUCCUCGAGUGUUGGGACUCAAACAGAACAGGCUGAGCAGAAGAAAGUGAAGGAGUACAAUGCCAAGUACAAUGACAGAGAAAGACACACCUUCAAACACUCUGAUGAGGACUCUGAGAUCAUUAGUGAUGACAUUAGUGACAUUUUUCGCUUUCUGGACGAUAUGAGUGUGUGUGACUCUCUGGGUGUUGUCCAACCAUCAUGCUACAACAGUAAUGGGUCUCUCUCUCAGAUAACACUAAAGUCGGAAGGCGACAGCUCACCUGAGCGCAACACGGUCAAACUAGCCAAGUCCAAGCUGGACCGUCUUUUCCAUUCACUUGAAAACACCGACGACGAGCUCAAAUCGAGCGUGUGCAAGCUGGUGAUGAGGAUUGGUGAGAUCGAGAAGAAGCUGGAGUCUCUGUCAGGCGUUCGCAGUGAAAUCUCCCAGGUGCUUUCCAAACUCAACAAGUUGGACGAGAAGAUCCAGGAGCCCGAGCCCAAUGGAAGACACGGGGAGACGGCGUCUGCAUCCGGGUCCAAUGCCACCCCUGACAAGCCGCAACCCCACCCUCAUCCACAUCCCGACAGCACCCUCUCACCUCGUGUUUUCCAGUGCCACACUACAGGCCACAAUGUCAAAAUGGACAACGGCUCCUCUGGGGAGUGGUGCUGCUCAGAUGGGAGUAACAGUGACAGCCUCAGGGUAAAAGCUCUGAAGAAGAGCAUGUUCACCAGGAGGUCAUCCCGCUCGCUCAAUGAGGAGAACAGUGCUACUGAGUCAAAGGUCUCCAGCAUUACCAACUCUCCACGGGACUGGAGGACAGUGUCCUACUCGUGUCACCAUGGAGAUGAGGGCAAGGACAAAGACAGAGAUAGAGACAGCAAGGACAGACACCGAAAAGCCAAAGAGGCAGAGCGAGAGCGUCAGUACGAGCUCCCCCAGGCCCAUCGCCCCCCUAAACCGCCGAAGGAGUCCUACCUGGUCGAACAGGUCUUCUCGCCACACCCCUUCACCCCCACCGUUAAGGCCCAUGUGAAAGGCAGUCCACUGUACACCGACCUGAGACUCACCAGCCUGUCUGAUGGCAAGCGAGGUCAGCCGUCCUGGACCAUCGAGGAGUACAAACGCAACUCAGGAGAGAAGGGAGGAAAGCAGCUCACAGCUCUGGACCUGCAGACCCAGGACUCUCUAAACCCCAACAACCUGGAGUACUGGAUGGAGGACAUCUACACACCAGGCUAUGACUCACUGCUCAAGAGGAAAGAGGCAGAGUUCAGGAGGGCUAAGGUGUGUAAGAUCGGGGCGCUGAUCGCAGCAGCUACCUGCACUGUGAUCCUGGUCAUCGUUGUGCCAAUUUGCACCAUGAAAACAUGAGAGUACCUGGACGGAGGACUGUCAGUCUUUUGUUUUUAUCGCAGUAAUUACUUCUGGUGGUCUUUCUCGCCUAUAUACAACGAUUAAGACAGCUCCUGUACAAUAGAAACAAAUUCAGCAAGAGCAUAAUAUAUACUGUAUAUCUAUUGGUUUAACAGUUGUACUUCAUUGUAUUGUUCUAAACUGUGCAGGACAGUUGGAAGCUCGUCGGUUUAGUUGUCUGUCUUAUACAGCUACAGCAGAUGAUCACAGAACUGAAUUGGAUAAAUUGAUUAUUGUAGCCAGCGAAUAUUUUUAUUUUUCGUAUAAUUAUUGUACAGUGUAUUUUGAUCAAAGUUAUUUUUUAUGAAUUAUCUGGUUGAAUGUGAGAAUUUAUCUUUAUUUUGUUAUCUUUCUCCAAUAACAGCGAGUGUUUUAAGUAA
This is a messenger RNA of Larimichthys crocea (large yellow croaker), 3705 nucleotides long. RefSeq names its product membrane integral NOTCH2 associated receptor 1 (gene minar1). The transcript is spliced from 6 exons. Gene Ontology annotation, biological process: negative regulation of cell population proliferation; negative regulation of TOR signaling. The coding region runs from base 497 to 3283 and encodes 928 amino acids. Gene Ontology annotation, cellular component: plasma membrane. NCBI's taxonomy places the organism in Eukaryota, Metazoa, Chordata, Actinopteri, Sciaenidae. The record is from RefSeq and is a predicted model, not a curated record.